Molecule: messenger RNA, 2338 nt
Organism: Galeopterus variegatus (Sunda flying lemur)
Lineage: Eukaryota; Metazoa; Chordata; Mammalia; Dermoptera; Cynocephalidae
Gene: DRG1
Product: developmentally regulated GTP binding protein 1
Exons: 9
Coding region: 86-1189 (367 amino acids)
Biological process (GO): cytoplasmic translation
Cellular component (GO): cytoplasm
Molecular function (GO): GTPase activity; GTP binding
Source: RefSeq, a predicted model, not a curated record
GCGCCUAGUGGUGGCGGGGCCGCGGUCGGGUGUGUGAGGGGAGGCAGUCUGUGAAGGCCACUGCGCCCCCCAGGGACUCGACGCCAUGAGCAGCACCUUAGCAAAGAUCGCAGAGAUCGAAGCCGAGAUGGCUCGGACUCAAAAGAACAAGGCCACAGCACACCACCUAGGACUGCUUAAGGCUCGCCUUGCUAAGCUUCGUCGAGAACUCAUUACUCCAAAAGGUGGUGGUGGUGGUGGGCCAGGAGAAGGUUUUGAUGUGGCCAAGACAGGUGAUGCUCGAAUUGGGUUUGUGGGUUUUCCCUCUGUGGGGAAGUCAACACUGCUCAGUAACCUGGCAGGAGUAUAUUCCGAGGUGGCAGCCUAUGAGUUCACUACCCUGACCACUGUGCCUGGUGUCAUCAGAUACAAAGGUGCCAAGAUCCAGCUCCUGGAUCUCCCAGGUAUCAUUGAAGGUGCCAAGGAUGGGAAAGGUCGAGGCCGUCAAGUCAUUGCAGUGGCCCGAACCUGUAACUUGAUCCUGAUUGUUCUGGAUGUCUUGAAACCCUUGGGACAUAAGAAGAUAAUUGAAAAUGAGCUGGAAGGCUUUGGCAUUCGCUUGAAUAGCAAACCUCCCAAUAUUGGUUUUAAGAAAAAGGACAAGGGAGGCAUUAAUCUCACAGCCACUUGCCCUCAGAGUGAGCUAGAUGCUGAAACUGUGAAGAGCAUUCUGGCUGAAUACAAAAUUCAUAAUGCCGAUGUGACUCUGCGUAGUGAUGCCACCGCUGAUGACCUCAUUGAUGUGGUGGAAGGAAACAGAGUUUAUAUCCCCUGUAUCUAUGUGUUAAAUAAGAUUGACCAGAUCUCCAUUGAGGAAUUGGAUAUCAUCUAUAAGGUGCCUCAUUGUGUACCCAUCUCUGCCCAUCAUCGCUGGAAUUUUGAUGACCUGUUGGAAAAGAUCUGGGACUAUCUGAAACUAGUGAGAAUUUACACCAAACCCAAAGGCCAGUUACCAGAUUAUACAUCCCCAGUGGUACUGCCUUACUCCAGGACCACAGUGGAGGAUUUCUGCAUGAAGAUUCACAAAAAUCUUAUCAAAGAAUUUAAAUAUGCUCUGGUCUGGGGUCUCUCUGUGAAACACAAUCCUCAGAAAGUGGGUAAAGACCAUACGCUGGAGGAUGAGGAUGUCAUUCAGAUUGUGAAGAAGUGAAACCUUCCUCUUUUCCCAUAUGCUGGGUCAACCACAUCAGCUUUCCCCAUGACCAAGCAACGUGCCCCAACCCCUUCUGGUUUUGGCAGCCAUUGGAUCAGGGGAGGGAGAUGGAGGCACUCAAACUGGAACUUCACUUGUUUUAUCUUGGUGUUACCUUGUAUGUUGAACUGCAUAAAAGAUCUGCUAGGCCAGUUGGCUAUGUGCAGUUCAUGUGUCAUUGUCAGAAUUUCUUUUGGGAUGGGCUGAAUGAAGAAGGGUAUAUAUAGUGAGGCAGCUACAUAAGGGAUAACUGGGAGCUUGCUCUUGAGUGUGAAAUGGAUAAAAAUGUGAUGUGCAACAUCUGAUUCGAUGUUUACUCUUUGGAAACCCUUUCAACUGGACGUGGCCUCCAUCUGAUUUAUGAUACUAGAAAGAGGAAGGAUUUGAUGUAAGUUAAACUGAUUAUUCCCUGCUAGCCCAUUUUGGGAGAUAAUGAAGUGUGGCAGUUGAGUAAAGUAUUCCAGCCAGGCACAUUCGGGUUUGAAUUACAGGUCCACUUCUAAUUAGUUCUAGAAACUUGAACAAAUUAUUUAACUUCUGUGAGCUUCAGUUUCCUCAUGCAACAUGGGGAUAGUAAUAACCACCCUUCUAGGGUGGUGAUUGUUAGUAUUAAGGGAGAUGGUACUUGUAAAUUGUUUAGCACAGUGUCUGGCAUAUAAGUACUCAGUGAAUGUUUGCUCUUGUCACUGGGCCCUUUACUGGGCUCCCCCUCUGCCCUAGUAAGAGCAUAGCUAUAAAUUAUCAUUGUUGAGCUGAACAUUGAACUGAUCCAUCCUGCCAGCUAGGCCGUUAAAUGUCUCCUUUCCCAUAGCCCAGCCUUUCUGCUUGAGUCCCAUGGCAGUCCUGGCCUCAGCCACAUAAUCUGGGUGAAGGCAUGAAGGCAGAACACUGCAAGUGAGGCAACCAGUGUGACCAGAGCAGGUUUGUGUGUACACAUCUGUGUAUAUAUGGAGGUAGGAGGGUAGGUUAAGAGGAUGGUUGGCAUCAGGAGUACUUGAGGGUGCUAAGGGUCAGUUUGGGGUGCUUGGAAUCAGAAAAUUUAAGGGGAUUGCUUAUGUGUAUUAGUCCGUUUUUGUUGCUUAUAAUAAAAUACUUGGAACUGGGUAA